AUGGCCUCUCAAAAUGUUGGACACGAGCCGGACGAGACUAGCUUCAAUGUGCUUGCUAGAUCCUUCGCCAUGAUCAUUUUCUCAGAAAUCGGUGACAAGACGUUCCUCAUCGCCGCCAUCCUUGCCAUGCGACAUCCGCGUCUCGUCGUCUUUGCUGGUGCCCUCUUCUCCCUCAUCGUCAUGUCAUUCUUGUCAGCGGAGCUCGGGAACCUGCUUCCUACACUCAUACCCAAGAAAUGGACACAAGCAUGUGCAGCGGUGCUAUUUCUGGUAUUCGGUGUCAAGAUGCUGCAGGAAGCUCGCGAGAUGCAGCCAGACAAGCUUCAGGAGGAGAUGAAGGAGGCGGAGGAGGAUAUAGAGGGCGACGAGGCACUCGCAGAUGGGACUGGUAUGGCCGUGAACGAUGACGACGUGAUCCCGCUCGAGGAAGUCGAGGAGGGCGGUCGGCGGCACGCCCACGUCCGUAAGCUUAGCACGGGCUCUGGUGGCAGCGCACGAUACACGAGAGCCUCGCGGACGAAGAAGACCGCGGAUGCGAUACGCAACUUCUUCAGCCUUUUCCUCGGCCCCGUGUUCGUACAGUCCUUCGUGCUCACGUUCCUCGGCGAAUGGGGCGAUCGGAGUCAGAUUUCGACGAUCGCGCUAGCUGCUGCACAUAACGUCUACCUCGUGACGCUGGGCACGGUCGUCGGACACUCAUGUUGUACUGCUCUUGCGGUGAUUGGCGGCCGCUAUAUCUCCACAAAAAUUUCUGUCAAGCACGUGACGCUAGGAGGGAGUUUACUCUUCCUUGCGUUUGGUGUCAUAUACCUCUACGAAGCGUUUGUGAUGGACGCAGAUACUGCGGAUUUAGACUUCAACCCAGCGAAUUAA
This is a messenger RNA of Postia placenta MAD-698-R-SB12, 873 nucleotides long. RefSeq lists its product as hypothetical. The record is from RefSeq and is a predicted model, not a curated record. Gene Ontology annotation, cellular component: fungal-type vacuole membrane; Golgi apparatus. Gene Ontology annotation, molecular function: calcium ion transmembrane transporter activity; manganese ion transmembrane transporter activity. The coding region runs from base 1 to 873 and encodes 290 amino acids. NCBI's taxonomy places the organism in Eukaryota, Fungi, Basidiomycota, Agaricomycetes, Polyporales, Adustoporiaceae. Gene Ontology annotation, biological process: Golgi calcium ion homeostasis; Golgi calcium ion transport; calcium ion transmembrane transport. The transcript is spliced from 3 exons.